AUGAAUAAUUCUAUAUAUCAAGAAUAUAUAAAGGAUAUGAUUUUGACUACAUCUAAUUAUUUAUUAGAUGAUCAAAGACCUCAACAAGAUGAAACUAUUGUAUAUAUUUUUAAUAAUGAUAAUACAUUUGAAAUAUUGUCAUCCUUUACAAAAUAUAAUAUAAUUCAAGUUUCCUCUGGUUUAAAUCAUAUUUUAUUUUUAGCUGAUUUUGGUCAAAUAUUUUCUUAUGGUAAAGGAGAUUUUGGACAAUUAGGAUUAGGAGAUAUUAUUAAAUCAACUAAAGAACCAAUUUUAAUAGAAUCUUUAACAAAUAUUAAAAAAGUAGUAUGUGGUAAUUGUUAUUCUAUAGCUUUAGAUAAUAUGGGACAAAUAUAUAGAUGGGGAUUAUUAAAUAUAAAAAAAGAUCCUUAUUUUUAUCCUAUAAAAAUGUAUGAUAAUAUUCAACAUUUUAAUUGGAGUAAUAUUGUUAUAGAUAUGGAUGCAAAAGGAGAUAAAGCCUGUUUUGGUAUGAAUGAUGGAGUAAUAUUAUUAUGGAAUUCUGAUCAUGAUAAUUUAUGUAAGAUAGGAAUAUUAGAAAAUACAAAUAUUUUUAGAAUAUCAUUAGGUAAAUAUUUUUGUUUUAUAUUAGAUAAUAAACAUCAAUUAUAUGUUUGGGGUGAUAAUACAUAUGGUGAAUUUUUGGAUAAUAAUAUAAUUGAAAUUAAUAGAUUAAAAUAUCCAAAUUUCUAUAGAGUUAAUAUUGAAUCUUGGGGAUUUUCUACAAAAAGAGAUGAUUAUAUAUAUAAUAAUCAAGAUAAUUAUUCUAAAGAUUAUAUUAUUAAAGAUAUUUGUUGUGGUGAUAAACAUUCUUUAAUAUUAGAUUCAAAUAAUAUUAUAUGGUCAUUAGGUGAUAAUACAUAUGGACAAUGUGGUGUUCCUUUAGAAAUUAUCCCACCAGAUAAACCAAAAAUGGUUAUUCAAUAUAAACAGAAUAUAGGAAAUGUAAUUAUAGCUUGUGGAUGUAAAACAUCAGGUAUUGUUUCUCCAAUGGGUAAAUUAUUUACUUGUGGUAUUUUAUCUUGUAAUAUAUUAGGAAAUGAUGUAAAGUUACCUGGUAUUUCAAAAUAUUCACAAUAUGAUAUUUAUCCUAAUAAACUAAAAUUAGAAUAUUCAUUAUUACAUAAAAAUGUACAACUUGUAUGUUUUGGAGAACAUAAUAUGAUUGUUAUUGUUAAAUAA
Molecule: messenger RNA, 1218 nt
Organism: Cryptosporidium muris RN66
Lineage: Eukaryota; Apicomplexa; Conoidasida; Eucoccidiorida; Cryptosporidiidae
Product: regulator of chromosome condensation family protein
Exons: 1
Coding region: 1-1218 (405 amino acids)
Source: RefSeq, a predicted model, not a curated record